This is a messenger RNA of Caretta caretta (loggerhead turtle), 4809 nucleotides long. The record is from RefSeq and is a predicted model, not a curated record. Lineage: Eukaryota; Metazoa; Chordata; Testudines; Cheloniidae.
CCCUUACUGAUAGCCAGUUCACUCUUGAUCAUCUGCUAAUGGUGAGAAGGAGGAAUUGAACUUCUGAUGAAUACUGCAGAAUGUUCAUGAAGCUGUGUGUGCUCCAGAUGAGAGAGGAUAGCUACUUCCUUGGCCAUAGCUGUGUACAACAUCAGUUUGAGAUGCCUUUCAAUUCAGGACAUUGAAAUGACUCAUAAUAUGGAAGAAUGGACCUCUAAGGCUGCGAAGCAUGAGCUCUAGCAAGAAGAAAAACUCAGUCAAAAGGUGGAAGGUUUCUGCAUCCGUAGUUUCCUUUCCUCUCCUCCAUUGACUCUAUGAUGAACUUGUUUUCUUGAGAUGCAGUUUUACUACUGUGGCUAGAUACAUAAGAGAUUUCCAGUGACUGAGGAUGUAUCGCAUUAUUACUUCUCUCAAUCCAAAGAAGUUGCUCUAUCAGCAAAAAAUGGAAUUGGCUGAGGUGGGAAAAUCAGAUUAAAUAAAAACCCUCAAUAUAAUUCGGUGUGAUAAUCAUAUAGUUUUGUUUUAUUUCUACAGUUUUACACUAUGUUGCAAUCUGAAUGCAGUGGGUGCAGCAAACUUGCUUCUAUAGUUUGAGGACCAGUAGGACCUACAGAGAGAGAGAGAGCUACUGAUGAAGUGAAGAACUGAAAAAUAAUAGCCCAAAGCAUUGAAUAUUUAUGAACUUCACUUUUAGAAGACACUUCACCAUUCCUGUACGUCAAAAGAAAAAUACUUGUGGAUGAUUGAGUAUUUGAAGGUUGAGGACAUAUAUAUUUGUUAUAUUCAACUAACCCAAGGUGCAAAAAUCCCAAAGCAGUUCAGAUGUUGCUGUUUUCUAAAGCUGCAGGUCUAUGGAAAUGCAGGAUCUAGCCAGCCCGCAUAGCCGACUGAGUGGUAGUAGUGAAUCCCCCAAUGGUCCAAAACUUGAUAACUCUCAUAUAAAUAAUAAUUCCAUGACACCCAAUGGCACAGAAGGUGACAUGACUCUGCUCAUCACUGCAGACUGGUUGCUAAGUACUAGUACACAGACCACUGCAGUUAAAACAGAACCAAUGAGCAGCAGUGAGAUUGCUACGACUACAGCAGACGAGUCUUUAGACAAUUUCUCAGGAUCAGUAAUUGGAAGCAGUGGCUUCAGCCCAAGACAAACUCAUCAGUUCUCCCCACCACAGAUUUAUCCUUCCAAAUCAUACCCACAUAUUCUUCCUACCCCUUCCUCACAAACUAUGGCUGCAUAUGGGCAGACGCAGUUUACAACAGGAAUGCAGCAAGCUACAGCUUAUGCCACAUACCCACAGCCAGGCCAGCCCUAUGGAAUCCCUUCAUAUGGUGCAUUGUGGGCAGGCAUCAAGACAGAAGGUGGAUUGUCACAAUCACAGUCUCCUGGACAGACAGGAUUUCUAAGCUAUGGGACAAGCUUUAGCACGCCUCAGCCAGGACAGGCACCAUAUAGCUACCAAAUGCAAGGGAGCAGCUUUACAACAUCAUCAGGAAUAUAUACAGGAAAUAAUUCACUCACAAACUCUACUGGAUUUAAUAGUUCACAGCAGGAAUAUCCAUCUUAUCCUAGUUUUGGCCAGGGUCAAUAUGCACAGUAUUAUAAUAGUUCACCCUACCCGUCACAUUAUAUGACAAGCAGCAACACCAGCCCAACACCACCUUCCACUAAUGCAACAUACCAGCUUCAAGAACCACCAUCUGGCGUCACCAGUCAAGCAGUUACAGAUCCUGCAGCAGCGGAGUACAGUACAAUCCACAGUCCAUCAACGCCCAUUAAAGAUUCUGAUUCAGAUAGAUUGCGUCGCAGUUCCGAUGGAAAAUCACGUGGGCGAGGCAGAAGAAAUAAUAACCCUUCACCACUGCCUGACUCUGACCUGGAGAGAGUAUUCAUUUGGGAUUUGGAUGAGACAAUCAUCGUUUUUCAUUCCUUGCUUACAGGGUCCUAUGCUAACAGAUAUGGGAGGGAUCCACCUACUUCAGUUUCACUUGGACUACGAAUGGAGGAGAUGAUUUUCAAUUUGGCAGACACACACCUGUUCUUUAAUGAUUUAGAAGAAUGCGACCAGGUUCAUAUAGAUGAUGUGUCUUCAGAUGACAACGGCCAAGACUUAAGCACCUAUAACUUCGGAACAGACGGCUUUCCUGCAGCAGCCACCAGCGCUAAUUUAUGCCUAGCAACGGGUGUGCGUGGAGGAGUGGACUGGAUGAGAAAAUUGGCCUUCCGUUACAGACGCGUAAAAGAAAUCUACAACACCUACAAAAAUAAUGUUGGAGGUCUUCUUGGUCCCGCAAAGAGAGAAGCUUGGUUGCAACUUAGAGCAGAAAUUGAAGCUCUUACAGAUUCUUGGUUAACACUUGCACUGAAAGCACUCACACUUAUUCAUUCUAGGACAAACUGUGUGAAUAUUCUAGUAACAACUACUCAACUUAUUCCAGCUCUGGCAAAAGUCUUGUUGUAUGGAUUAGGGGUUGUAUUUCCAAUAGAAAAUAUUUACAGUGCAACUAAAAUAGGAAAGGAAAGUUGUUUUGAGCGAAUAAUUCAAAGAUUUGGAAGAAAAGUAGUGUAUGUUGUUAUAGGUGAUGGCGUGGAAGAAGAACAAGGAGCAAAAAAGCAUGCCAUGCCAUUUUGGAGGAUCUCAAGCCACUCUGACCUUAUGGCCCUUCAUCAUGCCUUGGAACUGGAGUACUUGUAGCAGCUUAGCAGCACUUUGAAACCCCAGAACCUCCCUUAUGCCCAUGGACAGUAUGCCUGUGUCUUGUGUCAGCAUUGGACUACAGAAUUUUGUGAUUUCAACAUGUUGAUGUACAGCUGCAAUUGGUCUUAACUUUUGCCCUUUCAGUAAAUGGAGGAGCAUGCCUUUUUCUUCAGAACAGCUGUUGACUCUAGUAUUGCGAAUCCAAUGAAAACAAGCCAUGAGAAUGUUUUAACAGCGCAUUUUACCACAUUUGAUACAAAAAAACAAAAGGUUCAUACCUGUGAAGAAAGAAAGGACCUGCAAAUGCUUUGUAGUUUUUAGAAUCUUCAAUGUGACACACACAGCUUCUUCAACACAGUAAACUUGAUUGCACAAUGAAGACUGAAUUUUUCAAAAUACCAGUGGAGUAAUUUUCUUGUAAAGAAGGUUUACUUUUUUGGUUUCUCAUACCCAGGGUACUCUGUACAUCUUUACUUAUUUAUGAACAGACUGUGUUUUGACAUCAUAUAACUGAGGAUACAUAUGAUAGGAUUAAAGGCUAUUUAUAAGCCUUUGUCUCAUGAUACAGCAAACACUUUUGAUUUUAGCACAUUGCAAAGUAGUCUAAAGUAUGUCUAAUUUAAACAAAUAGGUACAUCACUGAGACAAUCAUGUACAGGAAGAAUUUUUUGUGUAAAUUUGUAAUAAUGGAUGAUUCUUUUACAUAUUGGUUAAGUAAAUGCUAUUGAGAGGUAGUAAUGCCUUGUUGAUGAAGUCUGAGGCAAUGUGUACACAGCUAUUGUGCAGUGCCUUAUCAGAGUGUUGGGUAUAAAUAUGUAGAUAAUGGAUUUUUUAGAUAAAUUUGUCAAGACCAAAAGCAUGGAUGUCAAGUGUCAAUAAGGAAUUUGUUGUUGUUUUUCAGCUAUUUUCUCUUUUUCCCCCUCAGCUAUUCUGACUAUAAAAUGAUGGUUACCAUGUGUCCCCAUUAAACACAUACACAGAGCUACACAACUUAAUUGAAGAGGAGUUCCUUACUGUCUUUCAUUUUCUGUUUUAAUGCUCAUGUAUUAAAUCUCCUUAAAAAAUUGAAUAAUGAACCAACAAACUCCUUCCAUAAAAAGAAGUUACAGAAUAGAAAAUAAUUAUACAAGGGGUAUUUGAGUUGGAGACUAACAAAUCAAAGUUUUCAUGUUGUCAGAAAAUCAAAAAUUACAGCAUGUGCUUUGUUUCACGUAAGUUAGAAAAGAGUAUUUUGGAGAAACUGAGCAAAACAUAAUUAUAUGCAGUGUACCCGCUUCAGUUUUUUUAAUUCUCUUCCACCAGGAGUCAGAUUUUCCUAGUGUGUAACAUCCAUUGCUGGCAAUGGACACAAUGAAAUAGUUGUCACCAAGGAUGUAAAAUAUCCAUAGUCUAUAUUAAUUUCUGUUAUCAACGUAAACUCUGUCUGAUCUAUGAGUUGUGACUUUUUUAAAUCUUACAGGCCAUGAGCAAUGUGGUCAGUUAAACUGAGUCUGACAUCUUGGCCUGAAUUGUACCAGUUCCCUUUCCCUGAUUUCCAUCUUUUCAUUAAAAAGAAACCUCAGCUUUGUUGGUUCAUUCUUCAAAAUUUUACUCCCCGUUUCCUCCCACCCCACCCCCCAAAAAACAACACCAGCCUUUUAAACAGCUACCUGCAAAGCACCAAAGUAGCUGUGAAGCAACACCCUCCUGUGUUGGAGUAUUCAUAUUGCUGCUAGUUAAUCAUUUGUGGAUUUUCCAAAUUGCUUAAUUACCAACUAAGGCCCCUGUCUCGCUAAGACUUACACAUGUGCUUCAUUUUACACAUUAGUGUGAGUAGUUCUAACAAAGUCAAGGGAAUUACUCACAGUGCAUAAAGUUUAAGCACAUGGUGUGUCGUUCUUUUAGGAUUGGGGCUAUUAUAAUUAGAUUUUUUUUCCUUUGCUUCAAGCAAAGUAGAGAGUGACAGUUUUUUGUCUUUUCAAUUUUUGUAGUCGUUUUGCAGACUGAAAAAAAAACAGUUUAUCUUGGCCUUAUUGUACAAAAAAGUGUGUUGUGUCCACAAUUGUGUACAGAAUUUUUCUUCAUUAAUUUUGUGUUUUAAAUUAAUAAAAUUGAUUUGUGAACUAGUAAACCA